AUAGAUUCGUACCUCAAAACUCAUAAAGUACUCAACUUCUCCGUCUUUGGACAAUGACUUCUCUGUUCUUUUUAGUUCUCCUUUCCUCGCCUAUUCUCACGAGAAAUGUUGAAGCUAAUCCAAAUUACAGAGAAGCACUCUCCAAGUCAUUGCUCUUCUUCCAAGGUCAGCGAUCAGGUCGUCUCCCUAGAGACCAGCAAGUCUCCUGGAGGGCUAGCUCCGGCCUUUCUGAUGGUUCAACCGCUCAUGUGGACUUAACUGGUGGGUAUUACGACGCGGGAGAUAACAUCAAGUUCAACUUCCCAAUGGCGUUUACCACCACUAUGCUUUCAUGGAGCACGCUUGAGUACGGUAAGCGGAUGGGUCCUGAGCUCAAAAACGCACGUGAGAACAUCCGUUGGGGAACUGACUAUCUCCUGAAAUGUGCUAGAGCCACUCCGGGGAAGCUUUAUGUUGGGGUAGGAGAUCCUAACGUUGAUCACAAAUGCUGGGAACGUCCUGAAGACAUGGACACGCCUCGUACAGUCUACUCUGUUUCCUCGUCUAACCCUGGCUCUGACGUAGCUGCUGAAACCGCAGCAGCUCUGGCCGCAGCUUCUAUGGUUUUCAGGAAAGCUGAUCCUAAGUACUCGCGCUUGCUGCUGGCGACAGCUAAGAACGUGAUGCAGUUUGCUAUUCAGUACAGAGGCGCUUACAGUGAUUCCCUCUCUUCAUCUGUCUGUCCUUUCUACUGCUCUUACUCUGGUUACAAGGACGAGCUGAUGUGGGGUGCUGCGUGGCUACUGAGAGCAACCAACAACCCGUAUUACGAAAACUUAAUAAAAUCUCUAGGAAGUGGAGAUCAGCCUGACAUCUUCAGCUGGGACAACAAAUACGCUGGCGCCUAUGUUCUUCUCUCACGGAGAGCAUUACUUAACAAAGACAGCAACUUUGAACAAUACAAACAAUCAGCUGAGAAUUUCAUGUGCAAGAUCCUCCCAAACUCUCCCUCUUCCUCUACACAAUACACUCAAGGAGGACUAAUGUACAAGCUACCACAGAGCAAUCUCCAAUACGUAACAGCCAUCACAUUCCUCCUCACAACCUACGCAAAAUACAUGAAAGCGACACGUCACACCUUCGACUGCGGAAGCUCCGUCAUCGUCCCCAACGCACUGUUAAGCGUAUCGAAGCAGCAAGUGGACUACAUCCUCGGAGAGAAUCCGAUCAAGAUGUCGUACAUGGUCGGAUUCGGGCAAAGCUUCCCGAAGAGGAUCCACCACAGAGCGUCGUCUCUCCCUUCGCACGCGCUUCUCUCGAAACCUUUGGGAUGCAACGGCGGGUUUCAAUCGUUCUACAGUCAGAACCCUAACCCUAACGUUCUCACGGGAGCGAUCGUGGGAGGGCCGAAUCAGAGCGACGGGUAUCCGGAUCAGAGGGAUGAUUAUAGUCACUCCGAGCCGGCGACUUACAUCAACGCGGCGUUCGUCGGACCUUUGGCGUACUUCGCCUCCGGUAGAUCGGCUUGAAAUCGGAUCUGCCACGUCAUUUCUCCGGUGUGUGUAGUUCCUUUUGUUUUAUAGUUAGAUCCGUUGGCACAAGCCUAACGUGAAACUCAAGUAAGGGACACGUAAUUUAAAAUAUACAACUCUUAAUGGGCUAAGACCCAAAUAUGAUAUAUUAAUGGGCCAGGAAGAAAUUCUACUCGUGGUCUUGUGAUUAUUGGUUUGGAGUAUAUUUAUAUUUAUAUACAUUAAAUCUAAGCGUCAAUAGCUAAUGCCUCAAAAUUAGCACGACGUGUAGCUUAGCUGCAUGAAAUUAGUAUUGACUUCUACAUUAUUGAAAUUAGUUUUGCGGUUUUUUUCGUUUUGAAAAAGACUUCAUUUUUUAAAUAUCUAUAUAAUAUUAGAACCCGAAAAGAUAAAAUUUAUAGAAAUACUAGUGUGACUGUGUGAGGUCGGCCAAGGCGAGGUCGACGCAGAGUAACCCGCCAGGUGUCGUAAAAGAAGGGAACAAUCCAAGCUGGCUCUGUUAAUGCCACGUAGUUACUCAAUCAUUAGUCAGCCUCAUGGGGCCCAUCUCCGUGAUUCCGACCGUCAUUCUCCUUCUCUACCGUUUUCAUUAGUUUUCUAUUCAUUUCAAAAUUUAGUCGACCAAGCAUUUUAUACUAUUUUUAUUGGUUAUGUACAGUGUAGCAAUAACAGUGUUUUUGAAAGUAAAUCGUAAAUCCUUUCUUGCUGAUUUGAAUCUGGAAGACACACGAUUUUUUUUAAAGAACAAUUUCUUUUAUGUAAACCAACACACACAAAUUUGCAUAAGAUCGAUUAAAAAGAAUUAUUGAAAAUUUGUAUGUAAUACU
Messenger RNA from Brassica rapa (field mustard), 2338 nucleotides. RefSeq names its product endoglucanase 9. Lineage: Eukaryota; Viridiplantae; Streptophyta; Magnoliopsida; Brassicales; Brassicaceae. Gene Ontology annotation, molecular function: hydrolase activity, hydrolyzing O-glycosyl compounds. The record is from RefSeq and is a predicted model, not a curated record. Gene Ontology annotation, biological process: carbohydrate metabolic process.